GACUCAUUUAAUGUAUUAACUCAUUUAGUCCCCACAAAAAUUCUAUCAAGUAGAUAGGACUACUAGCCCAUCUUUUUUUGAGGUUGUGAAAAUCAACAAAAGGAAUCCUUUCGAAUGGACUCAGGAAGCCAGCAGAGGGAGCCCUGGCCAUACUACUCUCCCUUGCAUUCACAGCGGGCCCAACAGUAAGUAAGCACCGCCUUACUCCCAGUGAGCAAUGACCAUGACCACAACUCAGCCAAUCAAAAGCCUCUAUACUUGGCACCUUUUCUUUCCUCCAAUAGACCUUUUGUUUAGAACAGCCUUCCCAACUUCUCUCUGACUUAUAUAAAUAAGUGUUCCUCUCCGUUGUUCUCCAGACUUGCCUACCAUUUUCUACAGCUUCCUUAUCCUGAACUGCAAUUCUUUGCUAGUCCCAAUCAGCCAUUUUUGAUGGUAAAAUGACUGACAGUUUUAUUUGUGAGGUUAACAGAGGAAACCAAGGCCCAGAAAGAGUAACUUCCUUCUCCACUGUUACAUAGCUCUUCCCUGGUGGAGCCAGAAGAAUCACUAAUGGCAAAUGAAUUUCAAAAGAAAAUGUGCUUGUUAAUCUAAAGUGAAACUGACAGCUGGAAUACACUGAAGGGCUACAGUAUCUUCCACAAUGUUCCUAUUGCAAGGUGCCCAGAUGCUGCAGACACUGGAGAAAUCCCUGAGGAAGAGCCUUCCUGAAUCUUUAAAGGUUUAUGGGACUGUCUUCCACAUGAACCAGGGAAAUCCAUUCAAGCUGAAGGCCUUAGUGGACAAGUGGCCUGACUUUACAACAGUGGUUAUCCACCCUCAGGAGAAGGAGAUGAUAGAUGAUUUUGAUCACUACACCAAUACUUACCAAAUCUACUCCAAGGACCUCAAGAAUUGUGAGGAAUUUCUUGGCUCACCAGAAGUCAUCAACUGGAAACAGCAUUUGCAGAUCCAAAGUACCCAGCCCAGUCUGAAUGAGGUGAUACAGAAUGUUGCAACCACUAAAUCCAUCCAAGUCAAGCAGACACGGUGCUUUCUCUAUAUGAUGGCGAAUGAGGUGAAGAAACUGUUUCCUUCCCUGCUGGACGUAAAGCAGUUAUCCCCCAGUGGCGGCAAACCCAAGGCCAUCAACCAAGAGAUGUUUAAACUCUCCUCCCUGGACGUUACCCAUGCUCCCUUGGUGAAUAAAUUCUGGCAUUUCGGCGGCAAUGAUAGGAGCCAGAGGUUCAUCGAGCGCUGCAUCCAGACCUUCCCCACCUUCUGCCUGCUGGGGCCUGAGGGGACCCCUGUGUCCUGGGACCUGAUGGACCAGACAGGGGAGAUGCGGAUGGCGGGGACCGUGCCUGAGUACCGGAAGCAGGGCCUUAUCUCUCACAUCAUCUAUUACCAGACCCAGGUUCUACACAAACUCGGCUUCCCCCUGUAUUCACACACAGACAAGAAUAACAAAAUUAUGCAGCGGAUGUCUUAUAAUCUGCACUACAUCCGCCUGCCCUGUGACUGGAACCAGUGGCACUGCAUGCCUCUCUGAGGCAGCCCUGCAUGGAAGACCAUGUCAGAUGGGCCUGGGCCUGGGCCUGGGGGGACAGAGGGAGAGAAGAUGCUGUUUCGUCUUCUGCCACUGCUAAAGAAAUGGCACUAUUUGGGCUCGGGGGAAGCAGCACGAUUGGUCAGCAAGGCCACCCUCAUCCCUGCACACACAUCGCAGAUGGGCUUCUAUAGAUUUGUCCGUAUGAAGCAGGCCCAGGUAUUCCUGCAGUGGCCCCCACAUAAGUGAGCCCUCCCACACUUCCAGGAUCUUGGUGACAUUGCUUCAUGAGCUGCAUGUUGCCCCAGAUAGCUUCUCCUGGACUUCUUACAACAUGGAUUAGUAGAGCCUUGACAAAUUUUCCAGGGAGGGAUAAUGUUUUCUGGGCAUUAUGAAUUAUUUCUGUUCCUUCUUGUGGCUGUUUCCCUAGUGAUCAGCAAGUGUGUUCUGCUCAUUAGGUUUGCA
Messenger RNA from Enhydra lutris kenyoni (northern sea otter), 1993 nucleotides. Its product is annotated as glycine N-acyltransferase-like. Gene Ontology annotation, cellular component: mitochondrion. The record is from RefSeq and is a predicted model, not a curated record. Gene Ontology annotation, molecular function: glycine N-acyltransferase activity. Bases 644 to 1531 code for a protein of 295 amino acids. The transcript is spliced from 6 exons. Lineage: Eukaryota; Metazoa; Chordata; Mammalia; Carnivora; Mustelidae.